AUGAUUGUUCGCAUAAUAACGUUGAUUGUUCUGACCCUCCUAACGUGUUCAGCUGUGAUAGAUGGAGUUGAAGUGGAUAACACGCUGUGCGGUAUGUGCAGAGGUAACGAAGUCUGUCUGAAUAACUUGAUGACGAAGUUGCAUAUACCACUUUGUGUAGUAGACGGAAAAGCACGAUUCACAGCGAAGCGAACCGAACGUGGAGUCCUACGAAAAAUCCUCCUUAACAGUUACCUGAGAAAACUGCGGUGA
Messenger RNA from Necator americanus (New World hookworm), 252 nucleotides. RefSeq lists its product as uncharacterized. The record is from RefSeq and is a predicted model, not a curated record. The transcript has 3 exons. The coding region runs from base 1 to 252 and encodes 83 amino acids. Lineage: Eukaryota; Metazoa; Nematoda; Chromadorea; Rhabditida; Ancylostomatidae.